GAUUCCGCAACUGUAUAUAUAUUAUUAUUAUAUAUAUAUAUAUAUAUAGGCCACUGAUAUGCAGCGAGCAAACCUGAAACAGUUUGCUGAUGUUUUGCUGGUCUGCAAAGUUUGCAGGGAGCCAUUUGAAAAUUCAUCUGCACUGCUGGAUCAUGUAGAUAAAAUGCAUUUGCAGCUUCCGGUACAAGUGCCAGGAUCAUCACCUAUGAGGGUUCUAAAGACAUAUACACGUAACAAAAAACCACUUGAAGUGAUUGAAAGUACUACUAGCUUGAACAUGAGCAAAUCUAAAACAGAAACUGUCCCACCAGCACAGCUGCAGUCAACGCCAACUGGUGGUACAUCGGUGUUCAAGCAGCCACUGGUUUCUUUGCUUAGAAUUCAAACCCCCAGUGAUCAGGUACCAACAGCUGCUGCCCAAGCUACCGGUGCAUCUUCCAGUCUUUCACAGGUGGUGCCAUCUACUGAUUUGAAAUGCAUACCUACUGCUGUGCCACCGGCAAGAAAUCUGCUGUUUCAGGCUGAAAUAGAAAAUAAAGCAUUGUUAAAUGCAGUUGACAGUGACGACAUCUCUGAGGAAGGAAAAACUGAAGUUAAUUUAGUGGAAGAACAUGAUGAUUCAAAUGAAAAGCAAGCCAAGCUAUUAAUCAAUCGGUACAAAGUUGAAAGCAACGGCUUACAGCAGAUCUCAAAAGGUCAUGGAUAUCUUUAG
Priapulus caudatus is the source of this 712-nucleotide messenger RNA. RefSeq lists its product as uncharacterized. The transcript has 6 exons. The record is from RefSeq and is a predicted model, not a curated record. Lineage: Eukaryota; Metazoa; Priapulida; Priapulimorpha; Priapulimorphida; Priapulidae. The coding region runs from base 59 to 712 and encodes 217 amino acids.